Messenger RNA from Fulmarus glacialis (Northern fulmar), 4056 nucleotides. RefSeq names its product GLI family zinc finger 2 (gene GLI2). Gene Ontology annotation, cellular component: nucleus. The transcript has 11 exons. Gene Ontology annotation, molecular function: RNA polymerase II cis-regulatory region sequence-specific DNA binding; DNA-binding transcription factor activity, RNA polymerase II-specific. The record is from RefSeq and is a predicted model, not a curated record. The coding region runs from base 46 to 4056 and encodes 1336 amino acids. Lineage: Eukaryota; Metazoa; Chordata; Aves; Procellariiformes; Procellariidae. Gene Ontology annotation, biological process: smoothened signaling pathway; regulation of transcription by RNA polymerase II.
CCCCCGCCGCCGCCGGGAGCCAACCCCGCUGACUACUACCACCAAAUGACGCUGAUGGCCGGCCACCCGAACCCCUACGGGGACCUCCUGAUGCAGAGUGGGGGAGCAGCCAGCACAGCCCACCUCCACGAUUACCUCAGCCCCGUCGACGUGUCCCGGUUUUCGAGCCCACGGGUGACUCCGAGAUUAAGCCGAAAACGAGCCCUGUCUAUCUCCCCACUGUCUGAUGCCAGCAUUGAUCUCCAGACGAUGAUCAGGACCUCCCCAAACUCUCUCGUGGCGUAUAUCAACAACUCCAGAAGCAGUUCAGCGGCGAGUGGCUCCUACGGCCAUUUAUCUGCCGGAACAAUCAGCCCGGCGUUCAGCUUCCCCCACCCCAUUAAUCCCGUGACAUACCAGCAGAUCCUGACCCAGCAGAGAGGCCUGAGCUCAGCCUUUGGACACACUCCUCCCCUGAUCCAGCCAUCCCCAACCUUCCCCCCGCGGCAACACAUGGCGGUCAUCUCCGUCAACCCACCACCAGCACAGAUCAGCAGCAACAGCAACUGCAUCUCUGACUCCAGCCAGAGCAAGCAGAGCAGCGAGUCGGCCGUGAGCAGCACAGUCAAUCCAGUAAUUAACAAGCGCAGCAAAGUCAAGACUGAAGUCGAGGGCUUGCCCCCAGCGUCCCCAACCACACAGGAGCAUCUGACAGACCUGAAAGAAGAUCUAGAUAAGGAUGAAUGUAAACAGGAGCCUGAGGUUAUUUAUGAGACGAACUGUCACUGGGAAGGGUGCACAAAGGAAUAUGACACUCAAGAGCAGCUCGUCCAUCACAUCAACAACGAUCACAUCCAUGGGGAGAAGAAGGAGUUUGUCUGCCGCUGGCAGGACUGCACGCGGGAGCAGAAGCCCUUCAAGGCUCAGUAUAUGUUGGUGGUGCACAUGCGAAGACACACCGGAGAGAAGCCACACAAGUGCACGUUUGAGGGUUGUUCCAAAGCCUAUUCCCGCCUGGAGAACUUAAAGACACACCUGAGGUCCCACACUGGAGAAAAACCCUAUGUCUGUGAACACGAAGGCUGCAAUAAAGCCUUUUCCAAUGCCUCGGACAGAGCCAAGCACCAGAACAGGACACAUUCCAAUGAGAAACCCUACGUCUGUAAAAUCCCUGGCUGCACGAAGCGGUACACAGACCCUAGUUCCCUCAGGAAACACGUCAAGACUGUGCACGGGCCUGAUGCCCACGUCACGAAGAAGCAGCGCAACGAUGUUCACCCGAGGCCACCUCCGCUCAAGGAAAAUGGGGACAAUGAGGCAAGCGCCAAGCAGAGCAGCAAGGUUUCAGAGGAGAGCCCCGAGGCCAACAGCACCAUGAGGAGCAUGGAGGAUUGCUUACAAGUCAAAAUGAUAAAAACGGAGAAUUCUGUGAUGUGUCAGUCCAGUCCUGGUGGCCAGUCGUCGUGCAGCAGUGAGCCGUCACCCCUUGGCAGCACCAACAACAAUGACAGUGGAGUAGAAAUGAACAUGCACAGCGGGGGAAGUCUGGGAGAUCUGACGGCGUUGGAUGACAACGCUCCUGUUGUGGACUCAACGGUCUCAUCUGGUAAUUCGACAGUCAGCCUGCAGCUAAGGAAACACAUGACGACGAUGCAACGACUUGAACAGCUCAAGAAAGAGAAACUCAAGACAGUUAAGGAUUCCUGCUCAUGGGUGAGCCCAGCUCCACAAGCCAGAAACACCAAGCUGCCUCCCAUCUCAGGAAACGGUAAGCCCUGGGCCUGGGUCAUGUCCAGUAGGAACCCUUCAGACGGUGGUUCUUCUGCUACGCUGCCUAAUCCCAGAAUAAUGGAGCUGUCUGUCAAUGAGGUUACGAUGCUGAACCAACUCAACGAGCGCCGUGAUAGUACGACAAGCACCAUCAGCUCCGCCUACACUGUCAGCCGCAGAUCAUCAGGGAUCUCCCCGUACUUCUCCAGCCGCCGUUCCAGCGAGGCUUCGCAGCUCGGGCACCGUCCCAAUAACACAAGCUCUGCCGACUCCUACGACCCAAUUUCAACAGAUGCCUCCCGUCGGUCAACCAAGUAUGCUGCUGCCACGGGGGGCCCUCCUCCAACUCCCCUGCCGAACAUGGAGAGGAUGACCCUGAAGAACAGGAUCUCACUUAUGGAUGGACCAGAGCCCACCUUGCCCUCCAUCCGCCUCCCACCAGGCCCCAGGCGUUGCAGUGAUGGUAACACCUAUGGCUACCCGUCAGCUGCAGCGUUUCCCCAUGAGGUGCCGGGCAACUGCACGAGGCGGGCAAGCGACCCAGUGAGGAGACCUGCCGGAGACCCCCAGGCCCUCCCACGAGUUCACCGCUUCAACAGCACCAGCAGCAUGAACCCCUUCCAUCCUCCACACCCUGCGGACAGGAGGAAUUUUGGCCUCCAGAGCUAUGGUCACUCGGACGGGAGUCUCCCCCGGCACACCUACUCACCCCGGCCGCUGAGCAUCAGCGAAAAUGUCGCCAUGGAAGCCAUGUCCGGGGAGGCAGAGGUGCCUGUUGGAGACGAUGACAUUAUGCUGCCAGAUGACGUGGUGCAGUACAUCAAAUCCCAGAGCAAUGGGACGGUGGCCGAGAGCACUUCCAUGGGGUACAGCAAUGAGAUGCAGAGCUUCCAGGGAAGCGGGAAGCUGCAGCCUCCAGCCUUGCCCGGCCAGCGCAGGAUGGCGGUCGCUGAGGCAAGCAUGAGCCACUUGGGACCCAUGAUGGCAGAGUGUCCCAUGAGCUUUGAUGCUUCCUCAGACAUGAAUAAAAAUAACAUGCCCGUCCAGUGGAACGAAGUCAGCUCGGGUACAGUUGAUAUCAUGUCCAAUCAGUCAAAGCAGCAGUUUUCGCAAGGGAACUUAGCGGUGGUCCAGCAGAAGCAGAACUUCGGCCAGUACCAGAACUACAACCAGCAGCAGAUGCAGCUGCCAGAGAACAGUAUGAACGUAACACAGCAGAGCUUUAUGCAAAGAAAUGUGGGCAUGGACGGGCAGAGGCUAAACUGUAUGCAGCUGCGGCAGCAGCCAAUGAGCCUAGGCCCUGGUAUGAACCACGAUCUGGGUUUGCACACAGGGUAUAACCAACCUCAUCAGAUGCUGAGCCCCAGUGCAAUCAGUGGCAACCCAAAUCAGAUCUCUCCGUCUUGUAGCAGCAUGGCAGCAAAGUCCGGACCCCACCUUCACCCUCAGCAAAUGGACAUGGCGACCGACCCUUCUUUAAUGGUCGGCAGCAACAGUGAGCGCACGAUGCUGGGCCAGGUCAUGCACGAACCAAGUCAGCAGAACUACUCAUCUCAGCCAACCCACCUGAACUUCCCCAUGGCUCAGGAGGCCUUUCAUCAGCCCAUCAUGACCUCCAACCAGCCCAGCUUUGAGCCUCAGCAGAGCAUGAUGGGCUCAGCCACGCAGGCAUAUCCGCCUGGCAUGGUCCAGCCUCGUCCUCCGCCCGAGCCGAGCCCGGCCAGCAGACCCCGAGGCCUCCGCACCGUCCAGCAGCUGGGCUACAUGAGAACUCCCCACCCUACAAACACCAUCAGCCCGGGCCAGGAGGUGGCGGAGGCCACGCAUAAAAGAACUGGCGACAUGUUGCCAGCACCAGCCCAGCAGUGUGCGGACGGCACGAGGGAAAACAAUUUGAUGUACUAUUAUGGUCAAAUCCACAUGUACGAACAGAACAGCAGCUUCGAUAAUCACGCAGACUGCCGGGUCAGACAGCAGCAGUGCGCGCUGAACAGCAAGCCGGCCGCUCUGCCUUCCCCGGGCGCGAACCAGGUGUCCAGCACGGUGGACUCGCAAGGUCUUGAGCCGCCCCAGAUAGAUUUUGAUGCCAUCAUGGACGAUGGGGACCAUUCGAGCCUGAUGUCGGGAACCCUGAGCCCCAGCAUCCUGCAGAACCUCUCCCAGAACUCCUCUCGCCUGACGACUCCACGAAACUCUCUGACACUGCCCACCAUACCCGCGGGAAUAAGCAAUAUGGCAAUAGGCGAUAUGAGCUCCAUGCUAACCACGCUGGCGGAAGAGAGUAAAUUUCUAAACAUGAUGUCAUAA